GCGGCGCACCCUGGGUAGCAGGUCACCAUGGCGGCCCGUGUCCUCUCGGCCUGCGCCCGCCGCCUCCUGCCGCGGCGGCCCCCGGCGGCGGCGCCGCGCCCCGCCGCGCUCGGCUCCCUCCACCCCGGCCCCGGCCGCGCCCCGGCCGCGCCGCUCCUGGCCCCGCUGCCGCAGGUGGCCGUGACGGCGGGGCCGCUGUGUCGCCGCUUCUCCGACCUGCCGCCCCUGACCUUGGAGGGCAUCAGGGACCGCGUCCUCUACGUCCUCAAGCUCUACGACAAGAUCGACCCGGCCAAGCUCACAGUUGAAUCCCAUUUCAUGAAAGAUCUGGGUUUGGACAGUUUGGACCAAGUGGAGAUCAUCAUGGCUAUGGAAGAUGAGUUUGGAUUUGAAAUUCCUGAUGCAGAUGCAGAAAAACUAAUGUGUCCACAGGAGAUUGUAGAUUACAUUGCAGAUAAGAAGGAUGUUUAUGAAUAAAACCAGUUCUUCAAAGCAAAGAGAUGUCUCUACCACUAUGACUGGGCUGAUGUCAGCAGAUAUGAAUAUAAGCGCACAUGCUGUACUGUUGCUGCUUUCACUGGAAAGUUGUACUGGACAUUGUAUUUAAAGCUGUGUGAAUAUGUUGGCCUUUAAAAACUGGGGAAAAAAGGAAUAAAUAUUUAAGACCA
Molecule: messenger RNA, 668 nt
Organism: Rhea pennata
Lineage: Eukaryota; Metazoa; Chordata; Aves; Rheiformes; Rheidae
Gene: NDUFAB1
Product: NADH:ubiquinone oxidoreductase subunit AB1
Exons: 5
Coding region: 28-477 (149 amino acids)
Biological process (GO): fatty acid biosynthetic process
Cellular component (GO): mitochondrion
Molecular function (GO): acyl carrier activity; acyl binding
Source: RefSeq, a predicted model, not a curated record